Molecule: messenger RNA, 2308 nt
Organism: Linum trigynum
Lineage: Eukaryota; Viridiplantae; Streptophyta; Magnoliopsida; Malpighiales; Linaceae
Source: the annotation of a GenBank genome assembly
UACUCACACAACAACCCUCCUCCUCCUUUGCAUCAUCAUCACUUGCUUUAAACUAACAAUAUUUCUUCAUCGCUCGAGUGCUCUUCUUUCCUUUGCUAAUUAGCCAUGGCCGGUGCACUGAAGCUGGUGUCGAUGCUGUUGGUGUGCGCCCUGGUGGCAACCCAAAUGACAGCCGACGCAGCCAUAACAUGCGGCCAAGUGGCGAGCAGCCUUGCCCCAUGCGUCCCAUACUUGAAGAACGGCGGGCCCCUCCCAGCGCCAUGCUGCAGCGGCGUGAGGACGCUCAACGGUGUCGCCAGAUCCACUCCUGACCGCCAAGCCGCUUGCCAGUGCCUGAAGACUGCCGCCGGCAGCAUUUCCGGCCUCAAGGCCAACCUCGCCGCUGCCCUCCCCAGUGCCUGUGGUGUCAACAUUCCAUACAAGAUCAGCACCAGCACCAACUGCAAAUCCGUCAAGUGAGGCCUGAGAACUACGGAAAGGACGGGAAGCGGCAGGUUGUGUUAGGAUUACGGGAUAAAUUAAAUAAAAGGAAUGUGUACUAGAAAUAAAAAUGGUCGGAUGUGGAGCUGGGGGAUAGAGUUGUGACUCUUUUAUCUCUUUGCAUCACCAUCGUGUCCUUUUGUUUAGGGUUCAUCUGUGUUCUGGGUUUUAUGUUUUUAGUGUUUGUUUCCUGAGUGCCUUUGAUCCCGUUGAAUGAGUAUUGCUGUAUUGGAAUUUACUUGAAACGAAAGUGGUGAAGCAGUCUACUUAACGUACGUAUGCCACUUCAUCUUUCUAUCAAGUAUCAACAUACAUAGCACUAGCGCCUCCUAUAUAACACUCUAGGAGUCAAACGACAAGAAUAAUUCAUGAUUCAAAAGAAGCAUUUAAGAUUAAUUGACAAAAGGCAUUUUUGGCAAAAUAUACAAAUUCUUGGUAAGAACUUCAAAAUUAAAUGUUCAGCAUGAACUAGUACACAUAUGAGUAAUCUCUUGCAAAGUCAUCAUGACAUAUUCCAAAAACUAAAACCGUCUAGGUAGGGCAAAAUGAAUAAUAUCUUAAAAAAAAUGUUGAAAUACAAGUGUGGUAUUGUACAAAUCGUUUAUAACUUAUGUAUUUUGGAAAAGAGAUCCACUCGGACUUAUUAUCGGCCUAAUGUUGGCGAGUGGCGGAUGACCCCCCUGUCGUGCUUCAUAAAUUUGUUUGGGCUGUCCAUUAGGUUUCUGCUUGUUCACUUAAGACUCACCUUCGCUGCUUUAUUGUUCCUCUAUUCUGUGGGUUGCUCUUGUUCUCCUUUUUUGGCUUCUAUAUCAACCAGCUUUUUUCAGCAGUACCUCUAUGUAUAUGUCCCUUUCUUUUGACUUUUGUUUUCUUUGGCUCUUGUUUCUUAGGAACAACUUGAUGGGUUGGUGUCUCUUAAGUCUUAUAGCUUAUUCUAUUGGUUGAUUAUUAUUUUUUUAAUGCUUUAUUUUCCUUCAAUUCAAUUGUAGAAAUAAUGUAACUGUAGCGUGAUAUGGUUAGACCAAAAUCAAAAGCAUACAGUUGUGGUUUGGUUAUGGUCAAUCCAGCUCUUAGUUAGGUGAUUGUGGGUAUAGGUGUCAAUCGGGCGGGUUCGGGUUGGGUUCAAUCGGGUUCGGGUUCAAAUGGGUUGUGGGUUAGUCGGGUUGCGGGUUCGGGUUCAUCGGGUUCGGGUUCAAACGGGUUGCGGGUUAGUCGGGUUGCGGGUUCAUCGGGUUCGGAUUCAAUCGGGUUGCGGGCAAAUCGGGUUGCGGGUUCAUCGGGUUUUGGAUCGGGCGGGUUGCGGGCGGAUCGGGUUUCGGGUUGUUCGGGUCAGCGCAUCAAGUAACUUAACUCAUUACUCAUUACCAACUUACACAUUUUAUUACACUAAUUUAAAAUAUUUUCUCAACUUUUUAACCAAUUUAUUUCUACCUCGUAUAUAUAUACUUUAUUUUUUUGAAAAAAACUAGUCAAAAUGUUAAAUCAAUUUGUAUGACUUGCAAACUUGUUAUGUAAUUAAUCAUAAUUGGUAAAGUAUUAUAGCUAAUAGUAAUGGUGAUAUCAAUAUUUGCAAUCAAAAGACACCGUUAAUUGUUUAUUUGAUAUUUUAGUAUUAAUUCAGUAGUAAUUGGAUUAAAGUAUCUUGUUUAGUAUAACCAUGCAAAUCUGGUAUUGGGCGUGUGGUAUUUGGCAAAAGCAUAGUGAUAAAAGGAGUUAUUUCAAAAUAACUCAUUGCCCAAAUAAUUUUAGUAAACUGGUGUCAAACGAGUUAUUUGUAAAAUUGUUAGAAUUAUCCUAAAAAUUGAACCAUUAAAGAUUAGCUAUCAAA